UGGGAGAAGAGAAAUAAUGAAAGUCUCUAUCAAGAAUUAAACUGCACAUACUCUCACAGAAGUUACCCUUUUGAUGAGGAAGUUGAUUCUCAAUACAGAGCAACCUGGACUCGGGGGUAGACAUAGCCUAACAUCGUGGGCUGAAUGUAAAUCUGUACAGCGUUAUGAAAAAUUCCCAUCAACAAACAAUACGGUGACAGCAGAGAAAACUAAGAAAAUAGAGUAUCUUCUCUCUACUCCCGACCGUAUCCAUGCGCGUAUUUUUGUAAUCCUUCCGAUAUAAGAAAAAACCUAAAGGAAUUUAUUCUUAAGAAUGUUUUAUGUAGGCUUUUUGAAGCAGUUGUGAUGCUGCGAGUGGUUAAGUGGUAGAAAUUGUCUCAAGGUGUGGGGCUGACUUUCCAAAGUUGUCGGAGUCGGCUUCUGUAGACUUGACAGACCUUACCCACAUUUUGAUAAUUUUGAGUUUUUUGGGGGGGAUACCUAACAAACUUUUCUUGUUUGAAGACAACUUUAUCAUACACCAGAGGGUAAUGGAGUUUCGCCUCACUUUGGAUACCCUACCGGUUAUUUUUGCGCUUAUUGGUUUGGUUUUUGGAUCCAGACCCAGGUUGGAGGAUGCCCCCCCGCGGAUCGUGGAGCACCCCUCCGACCUGAUUGUGUCCAAGGGCGAGCCGGCCACCCUCAACUGCAAGGCAGAGGGGCGUCCCAGCCCCAUGGUGGAGUGGUACAAAGAUGGCGAACGAGUGGAGACGGACAGGGAAGACCCGCGCUCCCACCGUAUGCUGCUGCCCAGCGGCUCCCUGUUCUUCCUGCGUAUCGUCCAUGGUCGACGGAGCAAACCCGACGAGGGGGUCUACGUGUGCGUGGCACGCAACUACCUAGGCGAGGCAGUCAGUCGCAACGCGUCACUGGAGGUGGCAAUCCUGAGGGAUGACUUCAGGCAGACACCCAGUGACGUGGUCGUGGCGGCGGGGGAGCCGGCGGUCAUGGAGUGCAUCCCCCCGCGGGGCCACCCAGAGCCCACCAUCUCCUGGAAGAGGAACAACAUGAAGGUCAACGACCAUGACGAGAGGAUCACCAUCCGAGGAGGAAAGCUGAUGAUUUCAAACACGAGGAAGAGCGAUGCGGGCAUGUUUGUGUGCGUGGGCACCAAUAUGGUAGGGGAAAGGGACAGCGACCCAGCAGAACUAGUGGUGUUUGAGCGGCCCAUGUUUGUUAAGCGUCCGGUGAACCAGGUGGUGUUGGCUGAUGACACAGUGGACUUCCUGUGUGAGGCCCAUGGAGACCCCGCCCCCACCAUCCGCUGGAGGAGAGAGGAGGGAGAGCUGCCCCGCGGCAGGUCAGAGAUCCACAGUGACCACAGCUUGCGUCUGACCCAGGUCCGGGCUGAGGACGAGGGCACCUACACCUGUGUGUCUGAGAACAGCGUGGGAAAGGCAGAGGCAUCGGGCAGCCUGCAGGUCCACGUGGGUCCGUUUAUGCCCCCUGAGAUCGUGGUCCGACCCCGGGACCAGAUCACAGCCCAAGGUCGCACCGUAACCUUCCUCUGUGGCACCAAGGGCAACCCCCCACCCGCUGUGUUCUGGCAGAAAGAAGGCAGCCAGAUCCUGCUGUUCCCAAUCCAGGAAGCUGCCCAGUCCGGCCGGUUCUCUGUGUCUCUGAGCGGGGAGCUGACCAUCACAGACGUCCACAGUGAGGACUCGGGAUACUACAUCUGUCAGGCCAUCUCUGUGGCUGGGAGUAUCCUCACCAAGGCCCUGCUGGAGGUCGAGAGUGCACCCUCCGACCGAAUCCCGCCUAUCAUCCGCCAAGGGCCGGCCAAUCAAACGCUGGCGCCAGGCUCCACCGCCCAAUUUCAGUGCCAAGUGAUGGGCAACCCUCUGCCCAGCAUCCAAUGGGAGAAGGACGGCCAAAGAAUACUGGGCGACGAGCGUGUCAGCCUGAUGGAGAAGGGAACGUUCCAGAUCACAAACCUGCAGGAAACCGACUCAGGGGCCUACACCUGCGUGGCUUCCAGCUCGAGCGGAGAGACGACGUGGAGCGGAGUACUCACAGUGAAAGAGAGUGGAGGUUCAUCUGUCCCCCAGGCAUCAGAACCUUUCCAGCUGCCAGGACCGCCCCAGAAGCCUGUGGUUACCGACGUGACCCGCAACAGUGUCACCCUCACCUGGCAGCCCAACGCCCAUGAGGGAGGCGCUGCCGUCACCUCCUACAUCAUUGAGGCCUUCAGCCAAUCAGCGGGCAGUACGUGGCAAACGGUGGCUGACCUGGUCAAGUUGGAGAAACACACAGUCAGCGGUCUCUUCCCCAACACCAUCUAUCUGUUCAUCGUCCGAGCGGUCAACGCUUAUGGCCUGAGUGACCCCAGCCCCAUCUCUGAGCCCGUCCGCACACAAGAUGUGAGUCCUACCGGUCAGGGAGUGGACCACAGGCAGGUCCAGAAAGAGCUGGGAGAGGUGGCCGUUCAACUUCAGGAGCCUGUCACGCUCACUGCCUCCAGUGUUCAAGUAUCAUGGACAGUGGACCGUCAGUCCCAGUACAUCCAGGGCUACCGGAUUCUCUACCGGCCCAGCGGUGGCACCUGGCAGCUGCAGGAUGUCAAGGCCCCGUCGGAGCGCCUGGCCGUGGUCGCUGACCUGCUCAAAGGCACUGAGUACGAGAUCAAGAUCCGGCCCUAUUUCGACGAGUUCCAGGGCAUGGACAGUCGGCUGCUGCUGGUCAGAACACCAGAGGAAGGGAGUUGGGUUUUUUCACCACUUGAUCUUCCUUCUUUCCCUGCAGUCCCGAGCGCCCCUCCCAAAGCAGUCACUGUGGUUACAGUGAAGCUGAGCAACAGCUCCAGCAUUAGUGUCUCCUGGGAGCCUCCCCCCGCCGAGAUGCAGAAUGGAAUCAUCCAGGAGUACAAGGUGUGGUGUGUAGGCAACGACACCCAGACCCGCUACCACAUCAACACCACCGUAGAUGGCACCUUCCUCUCCACUGUGCUCAAGGGGCUGCUGCCAGGUAUCUUGUACCAGGUGGAGGUGGCAGCAGUGACCAGCGCAGGAGUGGGCACCCACAGCCAGCCUGUGUCCAUCCUCAUUAAGCUGCCAGCGGAGGCACCUUCAGUGCCCGGUACCAGUGAGGGCGAGGACGGUGAUGAGGGCAGCCUGAGCCUGGCCGAGCAGAUCACUGACGUGGUGAAGCAGCCGGCGUUCAUCGCUGGGAUCGGCGGGGCCUGCUGGGUCAUCCUCAUGAGUUUCAGCAUGUGGAUCUACUGCCGCCGCAAGAAGAGGAAGGAGCUGAAUCACUAUACCGCAUCGUUCAACUACACACCUGCAGUUGGCUUUCCACAUGGAGAGGCAUCUGGACUCAAUGGAAGGCCUGGCAUGCUGGGUGGCAACAUGGGCAACUACCCGUGGCUGGCAGACUCCUGGCCCACCACCGACCUGGUCCACAGUGGCAAAGAGGCCGUCAACUGCUGCACCUCCAAACAUGACACUGCAGAGAGAUACUACAAUGAAGCGGGUAUAUCCAUCUACCUGAACCAGACAGAGAAGUACAGCACGGGCGAUUCCACCGAAGGCCCGAUCUACAGCACCAUUGACCCCACCGCCGAGGACCUACGCAGCUUUAACAGCCCCUACUCCUCCACCACGCCCUACGCCAGCACUCCAAUCAUGCCCUUCACCAACCAGGCGCUCCAGGGGUCUCACAGCCCCACAGAGCAAGAUGGCGGCCACUGGAUCACCCAGCCCGCCGGACCCUCCUCCCAGUACGCCCAGCCCGACCGCUGCAGGACGGACAGCGGUAAACCCAAGCAGAAGUCCAUGGGCAAGGCGGUGAAGACCCCUUCUAUGAACUGGACUGAAGCCCUACCCCCGCCCCCCUCCUUUGGGGAGCUGGAGGAGUGUAUGGUGGAGGAUUUGCCCAUAGAUGACCAUGAGGACAUGGAGCUAGGGUCUGAUGAGGAAGAGUGGUGCCCGCCCCUUCCAGAGAGGACCUAUCUGACCGAGGGUUGUGAGGAUGGUCCCGCCCCUCCCCUCAGGGGUGGCGCCUCGUCCCCCACCACCUCCUACAGUCACCAGUCCACCGCCACUCUCACGCCAUCGCCCCGAGAGGAGAGCCACCAUCCACCCCACGACACAGCACGCCUUCACCACAAUGACGGGCAGCAUCUAGCACGUAGGUUACCUUGUGGUCCCGUCCCAGUGCCCCGGGCGCCCAGCCCUCCCCUCACCCAGUCCAACCCCAACCUCUCAGCCCAGCAGCACGGUGAGGGCUCCGAGGGGGGCACGCCGAUCCGCAAUGGCUCGGCCCAUCGCCGUGACCUCAGCCAGGGGGCAACGCUGAGUGCUGACAAUGUCAGCUCCACCACACCUGUAAGAGCUCUGCCCUCCCCAGCAGACAACACACACACUCCCCCUGGCCAGAAGUCACGAGUGAAAAAGAAGACCUCCAAGGGCGGAGCUUACAGAAGAGAGGUGCUGAACCAAGGAGACCUCCCCCCUCCACCAGAGCCACCUCCAGAGAAUGGAGCAGUGUGGGGCCCAGCAGCAGCUGUAGACUGUGACAACACGUCCCUGGACAGAGAGGGGGGCCCCGGGCUCUUGUCGUCCAUAGAGAGGAGAGAAGGAGAGAGGUGCACUCCCAACAGGAAGGGAUCAGGACAGCGACGCCAAGACGAUGAGGACCUGAUCCCAUAUGGCAAACCCAGCUACCUGGUGGGGCGGGGGGGUCAUAUGUCCAGCAACUGCUCCACCACAGGAAGCUCCUCAUCGCGGGGCUCCACAGGGUCACGAGGGGGUCACUGCCUGGGCAGGAAACGCAACGAGGAAAUGAGAUAAGUGGAUACAGGAACCCUCUCACGGAAAAACAAAACACCUUCCUUUGAUGCCUCCCAUUUUCUUUUUUUCCAUCGCAGCAAAAAGCUAGAAAAUAAAGAAUAAGAUCACAUUCUAAGGAACAAUGGAAGAAGAACAACAUUUUUUUAUUAUUAUUAUGAUUAUUUAUGACCCUUGGGCUCAUCCCGCAUUCAUUUGUAAAUAGACAUCUCUGUACUCUUUUUACGUGGUCUCUGGAUACAGGGAAAGAAAAAUUAUAUUGUAUUUAUAAGGAAAAACACAAAUGUAAAAAAUGUCCAUUAUUAUAAAAAGUUAAUGUCUUGAAUGUGCCAACCUUUUUUUUGUAGAAAUGCAUACCGUUCGAAAAGCAUAAAGGCUAUUGCACUUGUUGUGGCGGAGAAACAACUAAAAAUAUGAAGCACAAAGUGUGUUGUUGUCAGGCAGCCGGCCGGACAGAUAACACUGCAGGGGUCCUCGUCCUCUCAGGACGCCUCUGCCUGUCUUCUCUGUCGUCUUUGGAUCCCUAUCGCCUGUGGUCCGAUAAGAAUGUCGUUAUUUUCUACCUUCUUUUUUUUUACAGAGAAAGCUUGUUGUGAACUGACGGACAGACGACGUUGUGAAAAGAUUGCAACCGUCACUUUUGAAGGAGUGUUGCUGCAACUGUGCGAUGACUUGUGUAUUCUGUUAAAAAAAAACGAAAUUACCUGUUCUGUCGACUAACUUUUUGGUAGUCUUGUUGUUUUGUAAAAAUACAAUAAAAUACAUUUG
Molecule: messenger RNA, 5591 nt
Organism: Coregonus clupeaformis (lake whitefish)
Lineage: Eukaryota; Metazoa; Chordata; Actinopteri; Salmoniformes; Salmonidae
Product: roundabout homolog 2-like
Exons: 28
Coding region: 531-4826 (1431 amino acids)
Biological process (GO): axon guidance; cell-cell adhesion
Cellular component (GO): axon; plasma membrane
Molecular function (GO): protein binding
Source: RefSeq, a predicted model, not a curated record